This is a messenger RNA of Thermochaetoides thermophila DSM 1495, 1131 nucleotides long. Its product is annotated as hydrolase-like protein. Gene Ontology annotation, molecular function: hydrolase activity, hydrolyzing O-glycosyl compounds. Lineage: Eukaryota; Fungi; Ascomycota; Sordariomycetes; Sordariales; Chaetomiaceae. The transcript has a single exon. Gene Ontology annotation, biological process: carbohydrate metabolic process. The coding region runs from base 1 to 1131 and encodes 376 amino acids. The record is from RefSeq and is a predicted model, not a curated record.
AUGAGACGACAAUUGAGGGUUUCUUCUCUUCUCCUAUCUGCUGCUAUUCCCUUCGCAACGGCAGAUCCUAUUUUCGGAAACGACUCGUUCUGUGGCUGCUACCUCACCAAUGGUGAGGAGGGUCACUAUUUCUCUUACCACCGAUUCUUUGACUUCCGCAACCUCCCACAAUAUGCCGGUGUACCCGAUGUCAUCCAGGAUGCUAGGGCCAGUGCCGAAGCCGACCCGACGAGUUCGUUCUUUUCCAGCCGAUCUUGGGAUGACUUUUGGAUGAUCAACAACUGGAACAAUUCUUGGCCCAACGCCUCGCGCUCGGACGUCUCUUACCUGAUGGUCAACUCUCCUAACAAUGUCUACAUCGAGGCCAACUCUGACCCCGAGUCCGAGCCAGCAACUUGGCUUACCUUGCGCACCCAACGCCUAAGGAACUUCCAGACCGCGGCAGAAAUCGAAACCCUUUCCCCCAACUACAAAUACGUCUCAGUGAGAAUGCUGGCCCGUACCCGCGGUGGCCCUGGUGCCGUCACCGCCCUGUUCACCUACCGUGUCGCGCCGACUCUGUCCGAGGUCCAAGAGAGCGAUCUUGAGGUCUUGACUGGCGACCCACUGGGCCUCGUGAGAUACACCAACCAGCCAUCGUACACUGAAGAUGGAGACAGCGUCCCUAAUGCAACGAAGAAUGUCACGCUGCCAAGGGGGCUCAAGUGGACGGACUGGGCAGUGCACCGACUGGACUGGACGCCGGGCAUGACGACAUGGUAUGUCGAUGAUGUACUGGUCUUCCAGAGCACAUUCCAGGUGCCAGAAGAUGAGAGCGCCAUCAUCUUGAAUGCAUGGAGCGAUGGAGGAGAGUGGUCAGGGAAUAUGACGGUGGGAGACGCGGCAUGGUUGCAGGUCCAGUGGAUCGAGGUCGUUUACAAUAACACAGACCACGGGAAGAAAACAAUCGGUGUCAAGGGCAAGUCGUGUCGCCGGGUGUGUAGUGUGGAUGAGACUCCACAGCUAGGAACGCCAGUCCUUCUCUGGGAGAGUGCUGCUGGUGGGUUGCGGACGCAAGGAAUGCAUCUCCCUUGGGCGCUGCCAAUUGUUGUUGGGUUCACAAUGGUGUUAAUUUCGGGAGGCUUACUGUAG